Messenger RNA from Penicillium crustosum, 366 nucleotides. RefSeq lists its product as uncharacterized. Bases 1 to 366 code for a protein of 121 amino acids. The record is from RefSeq and is a predicted model, not a curated record. NCBI's taxonomy places the organism in Eukaryota, Fungi, Ascomycota, Eurotiomycetes, Eurotiales, Aspergillaceae. The transcript is spliced from 3 exons.
AUGAAAGUCUUCACACCAAUCUUCGUGUUAAUGGCAUUCGCUACCUCCCAGGCAAUUGCUGCACCUUCAGCCGAGAGUGCAGACCUAGAGACGCGCGCCGACUAUUGCGUUAAGAUUAGUGUAUGCCAUGGCUACAACUACGAGGGCGGCUGCUAUAGUGAAUGCAAUAGGCCCGGUCAGGGUUACAGUAUCAAACAGGAGUAUCGGAAAAAUGCCGGCUCGUUCAAAAUUGGGACCAAGGGCUAUAACUGCCAGAUUGGAUCAUCCAAUCAGGGUACGGACCCAGUGGAUUACCCUGGAAUCAAGAGACUCAAGGAUGGAUGGAUCAAUAACAUUGAAGGAUAUCAAUGCAACAAACUCAAAUGA